GGAAGGGACUUACAGUUGCGUCAUGGGUCUCUGGCUAGUUGGCCGGCAUGAACGAUUUGAUUGAUAAUAUUAUUGCUUGUCAAAAUGCGACACCAAGCCUUUGCACCGAUCUUUUUAAUCUUUCUGGUUGUUUGCACAGUAUCCAUAGCUUCAAGUUUUCCUCUUCGCAAGCGUCUUCCGCGUCCGUUUGUCGAUCUACCUCACUUACGGCACGAACAACGCCUACAAGAGAACGGUGAACUGAAGCAGUGGCUUCAAAAUCAACAACCCAUAAUGACCCCUAACAUCGCUAUGCCGCCUGAAACAGGCACUACUGGGGGAAGCAGGCAGCCGCAGAAUUCCGGCAGUGAUGGCCUUGUGAUAUCCGAUGUUCUUCCUAAAAACCGUGGCAUCAAUAUCUUUGCUUCUCUUACAAGGGAUUUCGAGCCCAUCGAUUCUCGCUUCAACGACGCAACAAAGAAUGUAACCGUCCUUGCUCCUCGCAACAGUGCAGUCCAAGGACUUCCGCGUAAGCCUUGGGAGAAUCCGGAUGACUAUGCACAGUUCGGAGAGGCAAAGGCCUAUGAGGGGCAGGAAGGGCAAGACCGAGCGAAAAGCAACCUGAAACGCUUUGUAGAGGCCCACAUAGUACCCAGAAGCCCCUGGAACGAAGGGGACGAAGUAAAAACUCUCGGGGGAGACAAGUUGAGCUGGACAAAAGAUGGAGAUAAGAUCUUUAUCCAACCGGGAAAUGUUGAGGUUGACAGUAUUGCAGAACAAGUAUCCAAUGGUGAAGUAUGGAUCUUGAACGGCGUGAUCAAUUACCAUUGAAACUUGCUUUACAACUCGUACAUAAUGAUGUGACGAAUAGAUAUACAGAAAUGAUCUAACCGCUUGCUGGUGUAAUUUGAGUCAAGAAACGGCAUGCACCUGUCCUUAUAAUAACAUAUAUCACUGUAAUGUUUCCUGAAGAAUCGUUUCAUAAUUACUCACAUUAUGCAGUAGAAUUUUAAGCGGACAUC
Messenger RNA from Aspergillus pseudonomiae, 1001 nucleotides. RefSeq lists its product as uncharacterized. The transcript is spliced from 2 exons. The record is from RefSeq and is a predicted model, not a curated record. Lineage: Eukaryota; Fungi; Ascomycota; Eurotiomycetes; Eurotiales; Aspergillaceae. The coding region runs from base 85 to 810 and encodes 241 amino acids.